Rotaria sp. Silwood1 is the source of this 1134-nucleotide messenger RNA. The record is from the annotation of a GenBank genome assembly. NCBI's taxonomy places the organism in Eukaryota, Metazoa, Rotifera, Eurotatoria, Philodinida, Philodinidae.
AUGAAAUAUGAUCAAGCCGAAGCUAUCGUAUUAGCGAAUACUAUUUGGAGUUUACCUAAACUUAUUUAUUGUUACUUAGAUGUAGGUGAUUUUUAUGGAUCAACAGUAACAUCAUUGUCUCUGAAACGUAUCUUUAUUCGACGUUUCUCAUGUCAGUUUAAUGCAUUCAAUAAUUUGAUCAAAAAUACACCACAUCUUCGACAUUUUUCUGUGCCGCAUCUAAGUUUUACUUCCAAAAAUCGAGAUCUACCACCAAUUAUUCCACUAAUAACUAGAUUAAAUAUUGGAUUUAGCAAGAUACAAGGAGCAAUCGAUCAAUUAUUGCAUACAUUUCAAAGUUCAUUUUGGCUCGUAAAACAUUGCUGGCCUGUUCAAUGUAACUGGAAACUAGAUAACGAAAAUAUUAGUCUUUAUACUUUACCAUAUGGUUUCCAUACUUUUAAUUUUGUCUAUCCAAUAUUAUCAAAAUCAACGAGUUCUAUCAAUGAUAACGAUUAUUGGUGGUCAUACGAUUAUGUGCAUCGUCUUAUGUUCAAAAAUCGAUUUUAUCAAGAUUCAAUUUUAUCUAAUAUACAAUUUAUUCAACUUCGUCACCUGUCUCUAAGUUUUCCUGUGGUUGAUCAGUUUUGGUCAAUUAUUCCAACUUUCAAUGAACUAACUUCACUCGAAGUAUAUUCAUAUGAUCAUCAUGAAUUCUGUCAAGAUCAACUACAAACAUUGCUUGAUCGAGCACCUCGCCUGUAUUCUUUCACUAUCCGUGAAAAUUCAUCGUUAUCUACGCAAAGAGCAUCCCUAUUAUUCAACAGUGUUUCAGUUCGUGAACUCAAUUUACGAUAUUCUCAUAAAGCCUAUACAGUUAAAGAAUGUGUUGCAUUGAGUAAUUCUCCAUUAGGUAUGCAAUGUAAAACACUUAUAAUCAAUGUCAAAAAUCGAGCAUGUGUACUUGAACUGAUUAAUCGAAUGUCGAAUCUUCUAUCUUUGGUUGUUCGAUGUUCAGAUGACAAGAACGAUAUAAAGUCAUCAGCGACAAGUGAUGAUAUUAUCGAAUGGUUUCGUGAUCGACUAUCGCAAUCAUCCACAAUAUAUAGAUACGGUGGUGUUCAUAAUUGGAUUGGACUGUGGAUUCAUCGAUAA